GAAAAAUGUGACCACUUGACAGCAUGUCUGCUCAUAUCCUCCAAGCUAGGUAGCAGUUUGAAGCCAUCCAGACCUACAGACAAGAUUACACAGAGACCAAAGACUGCUAUGGCUGCUCUAGGAGGGAAUCUAUGGGAUCCAUAUGAAACAUCAAUGAAUCGGGACUACCCAACGAAAGUCUGCUCUCCAACUAUUGCUGUACGCCCUAAGACCUCUAAAAGCUACAGGAACCCAUACUAUUUGUGUGAUCCCAUUGGAAUAAGCAUGUACAGUGAUGAAUUUGGCUGGAAACCCUAUUCCAAAACGGAACCUAUCAGAGCUGCAACAUCAUCAGGAGCCAGAAAUCACCGGCCUCACCCUGACAAGACUUUUGCAGCUUGGCGAUUACCACAUCAAGAGAAAAACAUUUCAGAAGACAGUCGCUCAACUUGGAUUAAGCCGCCAUCUAUUGCAGAGGUCCAGAGAGUAAUGACAGCCCAGUAUCUCACUACAUAUAAAGGGGACUAUCUAGGAAUACCACAAGGUUAUCAAAUUAAAUAUGCUAUAGAUGCUCCACCAGACUGGAGAAAAGAAAUCCCAAAACCUCUAGCCACUGAGUCUCGAUUUCAUUAUCAAGUUCAGCCUCGUGCUCCAGAAUUAGAUGACGUCACUCACAAAUACGGAUGUUACUCAACCAAGCACAUCGCAGCAAGGGGAGUUAUUCCUGCUGUGACAUAUGCUCAUAUCCGAAACCAACAAAACAGAACUCAGCUGACCACGUAUCAGAGACAUUUCGGAAAGGAGUAUGUUGACCUUUCUGGUCUUGUAGCUUCACUGGAUCCCGCAGAGCUGGCCUGCUAUCUAAAGAGUGUCCCUAAUGAAGAAAAAAGAAUGCUUGAAAAGUUUCUGUAA
This is a messenger RNA of Staurois parvus, 891 nucleotides long. NCBI's taxonomy places the organism in Eukaryota, Metazoa, Chordata, Amphibia, Anura, Ranidae. The record is from the annotation of a GenBank genome assembly.